Molecule: messenger RNA, 1099 nt
Organism: Lactuca sativa (garden lettuce)
Lineage: Eukaryota; Viridiplantae; Streptophyta; Magnoliopsida; Asterales; Asteraceae
Source: RefSeq, a predicted model, not a curated record
AUGGGGGAAUGUCCUGUAUCGUGUAGAUUCACAUUUGGCUAUUGUGUUUUUCUGGGCAAUAAUAUCAUAUCUUGGUCGUCUAAACGCCAAGCUACCAUUUCUCGCUCUAGUGUUGAAGCAGAAUACAGAGGUGUUGCUAAUGCAGUUGUAGAGACAUCAUGGUUACGAAAUCUUCUCAGAAAGCUUCACUGCCCACCAAUUAAAGCCACGAUCGUUUAUUGUGACAAUAGUAAAACUGAUAUUGUCUCCAAGACAAGUGCUGAAGAAAGCAAUGAAGCAGGUGGUGGUGGAGACAUGACAGGGCGAAACAAACACACAUGGACUACUGAAGAGGCUGCAAAGUUAAUUGAGGCAUUGUUGGAGUUACAUGUAUCGGAAAAGUAUGGUGGUGCCGACAACGGAUUCAAACCCGGGUAUUUGAAGACAGUGCAACAAUUACUAGAUGUAAGUCUUUCUAACUCGGGUUUGAAAGCAGAGCCUCGUAUUAAAUCGAAGAUGAAGACAUGGAAAAACCAUUUCAACAUCGUGCAUGUCAUGGUAUAUGGAAUAAACAUGAGUGGAUUCGACUGGGAUACGGAUAAAUGUUGUGUUACUGUCAAUGCUGAAGUGUGGGAUGAAUACAUAAAGAGUCAUAAAGAUGCUGCAUGUUUUCGCGAUAAACCAUUUCCUCAAUUUGAUAACUUAUGUAAAAUAUUUGGGAAGGAUAGAGCUACUGGUCAUGGAGCUACUGAUCUUGGAGAAGAUGUGACUGAAGAGACACAAAGAAACUCACAUGUUGAUGUGGAAGGGUUGGAAGAGAUUGUUGAAGAGACGCAACAAAUUGCUCGUGUCAAUAGUAAACGCAAAAGGCCUCCAACGGAUGACACAGAAAGCUCUUAUAAGGAAGCAACGAAAGAAAUGAAAGAGACUUUCAAGGAGUUGGUGAAAAACUUAAUCAAACAAUAUUCAAUAUAGGAAGACAAGAAAAUAAGGAGACAUGUGAUAUGAUAGAUAAAGUUAUCGUUGAUAUACAACACAUGCCAAAUAUCAAUGUCAAACAGCGAAUUGAGGCGAUUGACAUGUUUAGCAAAGAUCAAUUUCGUGCUUGAGCGUUUUUUAA